This is a messenger RNA of Cucumis sativus (cucumber), 1117 nucleotides long. RefSeq names its product chlorophyll a-b binding protein CP29.1, chloroplastic. NCBI's taxonomy places the organism in Eukaryota, Viridiplantae, Streptophyta, Magnoliopsida, Cucurbitales, Cucurbitaceae. Gene Ontology annotation, biological process: photosynthesis, light harvesting in photosystem I; response to light stimulus. Bases 78 to 932 code for a protein of 284 amino acids. The transcript has 2 exons. Gene Ontology annotation, cellular component: plastoglobule; chloroplast thylakoid membrane; chloroplast envelope. The record is from RefSeq and is a predicted model, not a curated record.
UCAACCACAUAAUAACCCAACCAAAAUCCCCAAUUUCCCAUCUCACAUUCUCCAAUCCCUCACUCAAACUCCUCCUAAUGGCCACCGCCGCCGCAACCUCCUCCUUCCUCGGUACACGCCUCGCCGAAAUAGUCCCCAGUUCUGGCAGAGUCCAAGCCCGGUUCGGCUUUGGAAAGAAAAAGAGUCCGCCGAAGAAAUCGCCGUCGUCUAAGGUGAUUUCCGACCGGCCCCUGUGGUUUCCAGGAGCCAAGGCCCCGGAAUGGCUGGACGGAAGCUUGGUAGGGGACUAUGGAUUUGAUCCAUUUGGGUUGGGGAAACCGGCCGAGUAUUUGCAGUAUGAUUUGGACUCGUUGGAUCAAAAUUUGGCCAAGAAUGUGGCCGGAGAUAUAAUUGGGACAAGAUUUGAGAGCGCGGAAGUGAAAUCGACGCCGUUUCAGCCGUACACGGAGGUAUUUGGAUUGCAGAGAUUCCGUGAGUGUGAGCUUAUUCAUGGACGGUGGGCAAUGCUGGCUACACUCGGUGCUCUCUCUGUUGAAUGGCUCACCGGUGUUACUUGGCAAGACGCCGGAAAAGUAGAAUUAGUGGAAGGUUCAUCGUACCUAGGCCAACCACUUCCCUUCUCCAUCACUACACUAAUCUGGAUCGAAGUUCUAGUGAUCGGUUACAUUGAGUUCCAAAGGAAUGCGGAGCUGGACCCGGAGAAAAGGUUGUACCCAGGAGGCAAGUUUUUCGACCCUCUGGGGUUGGCUGAGGACCCAGAAAAGAAAGCAGUGCUACAAUUGGCUGAGAUCAAGCAUGCUCGCCUAGCCAUGGUUGCGUUCCUUGGGUUUGCGGUUCAAGCUGCUGUGACUGGCAAAGGUCCACUCAACAACUGGGCUACCCAUCUCAGUGACCCUCUCCACACCACUAUUAUUGACAACUUCUCUUCUUAAGGCUCCUCUUAAUUGUCUCCUCCAUUACUCGUCUUCUUCAUUAUUGUCUCUUUCCAGUUUGUAUAAAACUUGACUGAGUUAUGUGAUCCUGAGCUGUAAGUAGUACUUUGCUUCGCGAUUCCUAUGUUAAAUUAUAUUAUAUAUGGUGUUACGACACAAAUCAAAAACCGUUCUUUAUUUCAUUC